UUGGUGUUGUGAGGUUUGAGAACCCAAUAAGAAAGGCCAUUUCAUUCGUCCAUUGGAGAACAUCAUCACAUUCCCUGCCUUGCAAGUUGCAGCUUUGCAACUCCACUUACCUUGAUGGACUCUCUGCUUCAACCCACGUCCAUGGCAUGAUCUCAUAGUUUCUCUAUUUCUGGGCUUGCAUACUUCCAUCCAUGGCUAGCGGAGACCAUCAUCCAUCGACCUCACCUUCCUCCGAGAUCAAAGCCAGAGCAAGCUUGUGGCGAGGCAACAAUGCAGUACACCCGGUCGACAUCGACGUCGAUGCGGACACGGCUGUGUCUGCUCCGAGUCCCGUGUUGUACAGAGAAGUCGAGCAUUUCAAGAAAUGGAAGCCCCUGCUUGUGCCCUGCUUCAUCGUCGCGAACACUGUCAUGCUUGUGAUCACUAUGUACGUCAACAAUUGUCCUGAGAACUCCGUCUCUUGUGUCGCCAAGUUCUUGGGCAGAUUCUCCUUCCAGCCCUUCAAGGAGAACCCUCUUCUUGGCCCUUCAUCAUCAACGCUUCAGAAAAUGGGUGCUCUGGAAGUUAGCAGGGUAGUGGACAGACAUGAAGUGUGGCUCCUGAUAACCUGCAUCUGGUUGCAUGGAGGAGUCUUCCAUCUAUUAGCAAACAUGUUGAGUUUUUUAGUCAUUGGAAUUCGGCUGGAGAAAGAGUUUGGGUUCGUGCUGAUCGGGUUGCUCUAUGUCAUCUCUGGACUUGGAGGAAGUCUGAUGUCAUCCCUCUUCAUCCAGUCAAGUAUUUCCGUUGGUGCUUCUGGUGCAGUUUUUGGGUUACUGGGAGGGAUGCUCUCUGAAAUCAUCACUAAUUGGUCUAUUUAUGCUAACAAGGUAGCAUCAUUCUUGACCCUCCUGAUCAUCGUCGUGAUCAAUUUGGCAGUCGGGAUUUUUCCGCACGUCGAUAACUUUGCUCACAUCGGAGGAUUCCUGUCAGGCUUCUUGCUUGGAUUCUUGCUUCUCAUCCGACCCCAGUAUAGCUGGAUCAUUCAGAAGUAUGCUCCUCCAGGAUAUGCAUCCGCUUCUGCGAAGCCUAAAUUCAAGACAUAUCAGUGCGCAUUGUGGGUCAUUUCUCUGAUUGCCUUGAUCGCCGGGUUCAUUCUCGGUAUGGUGAUGCUUCUGCGGGGCGUGAACGCAAAUGAUUCUUGUUCAUGGUGCCACUACAUGUCUUGUGUUCCGACUUCUAGAUGGAGCUGCAAGGCCGGGCCCGCCUCAUGCUCGGUAUCUGACCAAAUAGGAAGCCAGCUGAACUUGACUUGCUCAAGCAAUGGAAAAUCAAGAACAUACACAUUGCCUGGUGCUACCACUUCCCAGAUUCAGGGUCUCUGCACUCAGCUUUGCAAUUGAAGAUCACACGGCGAUAUCCAGUGGAUUGUAAUUAGAGCCCAAGAUUGGUGUAAAUUCGUUUCACGGACAAUUUUCUUGUUUCUCAUUGCCGAGUUUUCACUUGCCAUUUAUUCGAAAAACCUCGUCCCUCCUGGCCUUCCAACUGGGAAGUCUGUGGAGCUGUAUGUCUAUGUGUAUCCUGUAGGUAGAGUUUACUGAGGUUUCAACUGAAUCCAGUGGUAGAUGGAUCGAAACUCAAGAGAGAGGAUGGUUUGUCUUUAAAAUGUGAUGACUUCAGUAAAUGCUUUUGGUGUUUCCACUCAAGAA
Molecule: messenger RNA, 1685 nt
Organism: Syzygium oleosum
Lineage: Eukaryota; Viridiplantae; Streptophyta; Magnoliopsida; Myrtales; Myrtaceae
Product: RHOMBOID-like protein 1
Exons: 6
Coding region: 192-1379 (395 amino acids)
Biological process (GO): proteolysis
Cellular component (GO): membrane
Molecular function (GO): serine-type endopeptidase activity
Source: RefSeq, a predicted model, not a curated record